AUGUCGUACGAUGUGAUAUUUGCAAGCAAGAACCACUUCAGCACUUCUGAAAUAGUUGUGAGAUUCGUUUGUGCAAUAAUUGCGUCGUCAACCAGUUCAGGGUCGAUAGAAGGGCAUACCAUAGUACAGUACAAAUAUAGAGAUGUCAGGAAUAAACGGCCUAAGCACAACGACCAUUUUGUGAAAAGUUUAGAAAAAGCCAAAGACAAAAGUCUUGAGAAGAAUAACAAGAGUUUAGAGAAAGAUAAACCGUGGUCUUGUUCACAAAGUACAUAUAAAAAUCCACUGAAAAUGGCAGACUGUCAGAUGUGUGGAAGUGAAAAAUCCCACAGGAAACACUUUGAUCCAAAUCUCAUCACUCCUCUAAGACAACCAAGCUUCCUGAUGGAGGAUAUCCGAAAAAUCGAGGAAAACGAGGCCCUGGAACUAUGGCAACACAUCACUUUGUUCUGUAGACAGCACAACGACCAUUUUGUGGAUGAUUUCUUUCCUCCCAUUCCAUAUUCUGUCUUUAUCAAUGAGGACAAACCCUUCACAAAGACCCCCAUACAAUGGCUACGCCCGACGGAAAUCGCCACAUCUUAACGAGGAGACGAGAAGGUCAAAUGGGCAGUGUGUAGGACACCCCUACCAGACGACAUCUCUCAGGGACUUCUAGGAAAUGGCUGGUUCCUCAGUGCCCUGGCGGUCUUGGCAGAGCGUCCUGAACUCGUAGAAAACAUCAUUCUGACUAAGGACUACUGUCCACAAGGGGCCUACCAAAUCCGCCUGUGUAAGGACGGGAAAUGGCAGAUUGUCCUGAUUGACGACCUGUUACCUUGUGAGCACCACAAACGACUCGUCUUCUCUCAGGCUAAGAGAAGACAACUGUGGGUGCCUCUGAUAGAGAAGGCUAUGGCUAAGUUACAUGGCAGCUAUGAGAGUCUAGUAGCAGGGAAGUGUAUAGAGGGUCUGGCUACCUUAACAGGUGCCCCCUGUGACAACAUAGAGCUUCAGCCUGGACCACCGAAAAAUCGAAGAGAUCCUAAAUUAAUCUGGGCCAAACUUCUCAGCUGUAGGGAGUCAGGAUUUUUAAUGGGGGCUUCCUGUGGAGGAGGUCACAUGAAAACAGCCGACAAAGUUUACGAGGAGAAAGGACUGCGACCUCGUCACGCCUACUCCAUUCUGGAUGUCAAGGACAUUGAUGGAAAUAGGUUGUUAAGGUUACGUAAUCCUUGGGGGCGGUUUUCUUGGAAUGGGGAUUGGAGUGACAACUCGACUAAGUGGGCCAACAUUAGCAGCCGGGCCAAACAGGACCUGAUGUUGUACGGGCACACAUCAGGCGUGUUCUGGAUAUCACUGGAAGAUGUUCUCAAAUACUUUGACAGUGUGGACAUAUGUAAGGUGCGUCCUGAUUGGAGGGAGACUCGAGUGGAGGGGACAUUCCCAGUUAAUGCCAGAGAGGUUUUCAAAAUGGUCAAGUUGACUGUGCUCUACACCACAGAGGUGGAGGUGGGCGUAUUUCAUGAGGGGUUCAGGAGCAAAGAUAACAAAAACGCAGCUGACCUUUGUGUACUGAUUUUCCGGGAAUCACCUAAUGGGGACCAGGCGUUCGGCCCCCUGGUGGCGUGCAGUAAUCGUAAGUUUCAGAGUUUUGUUGGGUGUAACACAAUGCUAGAACCUGGGGAAUAUUUGGUUCUACCUCUGGCAUUCAAUUUCUGGAAUUAAUCUAUCAAGCCCUCAGAGCGAUACAGCUACGUGCUGUCUGUCCACAGUUCUAAGGCAGUAAUGGUGGGGGAGAUAGAGACCAGGACUCAGAAAUACGAGUACACCCUCGCUGAUGCUGUUAUACAGCUCGCUAUGGCCAAGGGAAAACAAGACGGGGUAGGUAAUAUGUGUGAAGGUCAUUAG
Messenger RNA from Saccostrea cuccullata (small rock oyster), 1890 nucleotides. Its product is annotated as calpain-15-like. Gene Ontology annotation, biological process: proteolysis. The record is from RefSeq and is a predicted model, not a curated record. Gene Ontology annotation, cellular component: cytoplasm. NCBI's taxonomy places the organism in Eukaryota, Metazoa, Mollusca, Bivalvia, Ostreida, Ostreidae. The transcript has 11 exons. Gene Ontology annotation, molecular function: calcium-dependent cysteine-type endopeptidase activity.